Ogataea parapolymorpha DL-1 is the source of this 1203-nucleotide messenger RNA. RefSeq lists its product as uncharacterized. Bases 1 to 1203 code for a protein of 400 amino acids. Gene Ontology annotation, molecular function: S-adenosylmethionine-dependent methyltransferase activity. Lineage: Eukaryota; Fungi; Ascomycota; Pichiomycetes; Pichiales; Pichiaceae. The transcript has a single exon. The record is from RefSeq and is a predicted model, not a curated record.
AUGGAUCCAGAAUACAAAGCCCUGACCUCUGUUUUCUCGGCGCACAAGGGUUACAAGUCAUGGGCUGUGAAGCAGGUGGUAGCCCCCAAAAAGCUGAAAUAUAGGAGCUUGACCAAAGACGAGCAGGCAUUAUUCCCAUGGAUGGAUCAGCAUAUCAGCUAUUUGGAGCAUUCUGUUGAUUUGAAUGCGCAGUUUCUCGAGCAGAUUGCCAUGACUGUGGCUCCAAUGUGGGGCUCAGAGCCAGACCCGGGUGUGUGGGCAGAGUGCUCGGCCCAGGACCUGGACAAAGUGCGCAGCAUACUAGUCCAAUUCGCGAGAGAGUGGUCUGCGGAGUGCGCGGACGAGCGAGCCGCAUCUUUUGGCCGCAUUUUGCAAGACUGCGAGAACUUGUUUCCAGAUGUUGUAAACAGACAGAACGUGGAGGUUCUCGUGCCCGGCUCGGGAUUGGGCAGACUGGUGGUGGAAUUUGUGCGAAGAGGAUUCCGCACCCAGGGAAACGAGUUCUCGUACCACAUGCUCACCAACUCCAGCUUCAUAGUCAACCACUCGUUUUGCGAAAACAACUUCGUCAUCUGUCCUUACCUGCAUAAGAGCUCCAACGUCAGCAAAAGAACAGACCAGAUCCGCCAAGUGUACAUUCCUGAUUUCAAUCCGGGCGACAUUUCCUUUAUCAAUAAAGAAUACCCUGAAAUCCCGGUCGCCGAUUUGAUGUCAAUGGUGGCAGGCUCGUUUGUAGACCUGUACGGCCCACCUAACAUGCCCCGAAUCAGCGACGUGUACACAAACGAUCCCCAGGCCUCCGAGUUUCGCCAGCAGAACGCCAAGAGGUUCCAAGUGGUUGCAACAUGUUUUUUUCUCGACACCGCCUCGAAUAUUGUCGAAUACCUGCAAUCCGUGCACCAUUGUCUGGCCGACGACGGGUAUUGGGUCAACUUCGGUCCGCUUUUGUGGCAUUACGAGGACGACGAGACUGUCACCAUGAACACACAGAAAAACGAAAAUGGCAACUGGGAGCAAGUCGCAACGCCAAUGAGAGGAUUGGAGCUAUCUCGAGACGACCUGAUCGAGCUUGUGCAGAAAGUUGGAUUCGAGUUUGUAAAGAGAGAGUCCGACAUUGAAACAACGUACGGCAGCGAUCCACGAUCACUGGGCGGGUUCAAGUACAGGUGCGAGUUCUGGGUAGCAAGAAAAAAACAAAGCUAA